Hypoxylon trugodes is the source of this 1401-nucleotide messenger RNA. RefSeq lists its product as uncharacterized. The coding region runs from base 1 to 1401 and encodes 466 amino acids. The record is from RefSeq and is a predicted model, not a curated record. NCBI's taxonomy places the organism in Eukaryota, Fungi, Ascomycota, Sordariomycetes, Xylariales, Hypoxylaceae. The transcript has 2 exons.
AUGCAUGGUCCAGCCGAUAGUAUAGGGUGGAACCAGCUGGCUAAUCCCCCAUCUCAUCAUCUUAAUCAUCGUUGCCAUAAAACAGAGGAAAAGGAUUCCGAGUUCGACUACUUUGGACCCAAUAGAUACGGCUGGCAAAAACCCAGGGAUUUGUUUGGUUCGAGCGCCGCCACAGUGACCUCUGUGUUUCCGAAGUUGAGCUUUAAUGGUCUAAAAACCUACAACGUUCCGGGGACCAUUAAUGGCGUAUUCACCAAUGCACUGCCAGACACAGGCUCUUCCAUCAACGCUAUCUCAGAGAAUUUCGUUACGAAACUCAAUCUAAAGGUCGAACCCACUAACAAUCAAUCAGUGCCCACAUUAGGAAAACGUAAAGCUUUAGUAGUUGGUCGAACUGUCGGCCUUUUUAGUUUCGAAGGCGAGAGAGACACAUACCGCCUUGAUCUCCACGUGCUUCGGGAUAGUGUGUGUGACUUGCUAUUAGGGAGGGAGUUCGUGAGCCAGAGAGAGUUAUUCACCAAGUUUCGUCGUUGCGUCGCCGAACGAGACCGUGUCUGCGCCCUCAGAGGAACCAGUCUUUUCCUGCUACAAGAAUCUCCAGGGGACCACCUCCGCUGCGCCGUGAAUGGUUAUGAAGCCUCAGCAAUCCCAGAUAGUGGAUCGGAACUCAUGCUCAUAUCCAGAGAUUUUGCACAGCGUAAUAAAUUCAAAGUCCACGACGAGCCGGAAUGCAGAAGGGAUGUUACGCUCAUCGAUGGUUCUAUCAUCCGCACAGAUGGAAUGGUCCUGGACGCCCAAUUAGAGUUCGAUAUACCACCAACAUGGCAGGAAUUAGAUUACCAUCGUUUUCUCGCGCACACAAACGACAUUUUGUCCCACAUCAACCAGCAAGAAAAUGUGUCAACAAAGUCAAUAUUUCUAUGCGACCUUCAUGUCAUUAAUGACUUACCAUGCGAUAUCCUUCUCAGUAACGAGUUUACUUACCAAGCCCAAGUAUUCUCGAGAUUUAGGAGUCUCUUCUGCUCCCGGCCAACCAGCAGCAUCUCGGGUAGUGGCAGAAACCCAAAUCAUAACCUUCUGUUUAUGAGACUGAAACGACAAUGGCAACAACGUGAAAGGGAAAACACGAUAAGUGAGCUAUUCAUGUUAUAUGACCAACAUCUGGGUGCGCUGACAUCAAUCGCUUCUUCCCAAGGAGGCCCGUCGUGGAGUGAGAUAUGGCGGACUGAAGAAAAGCGUAGAAACGACGGAACAUUGCGAAUCUCAUGCCUGCCAGAGCCCCAAAGGUCCAUUGAACAGAGGAGCGAACAUGAUAAACGGGCUCAGUGGGACAGAGACAAUCCAAGACCCCAACUCAUCCUUCCUAUUCGACAACAGCCUCCCCAACAACCUAGGCGCUAG